GAAAGGGCGUAGCCAGGCCGGGCGGGCGGGCUCUGCAGUUUCAGCUGGGACGGAGAGCCAAGUGGACACCCGAGUGAGCUGGAGAGGGCUUUCAGCCGCUGGCCUCUCGCUCUUGUUCUCCGUGACGAUGGGGAACAAUCUGUGUCCUCCACCCUGCCUGGUCCUCUUGGUCUUAGUCCUCUCCUCUGGAGGCGUGAGCACGACUCCAGUGCUUGCAGCCCGGUCCCAGACCGCCUGCCCUCUGGAUGGAGUAGAGAUCAAAGGCGGCUCCUUCCAGCUUCUCCAGGGUGGCCAGGCCCUGGAGUACCUGUGCCCCUCUGGCUUCUACCCAUACCCUGUACAGACCCGAACCUGCAAAGCCACAGGCUCCUGGAGCGCCCUGCAGACUCGAGACCAAAAGGCCGUCAAGAGGGCGGAGUGCAGAGCAAUACGCUGCCCACGGCCACAGGACUUUGAAAACGGGGAUUACUGGCCCCGGUCCCCCUACUACAACCUGAGUGACCAGAUUUCUUUUCAAUGCUAUAAUGGCUACACUCUCCGGGGCUCGGCAAACCGCACCUGCCAAGCGAAUGGCCGGUGGGACGGACAAACAGCUAUCUGUGAUGACGGAGCGGGAUACUGUCCCAACCCGGGUAUUCCCAUUGGCACAAGGAAGGUGGGCAGCCAGUACCGCCUUGAAGACACUGUCACUUAUCACUGCAGCCGGGGACUUGUCCUGCGUGGCUCCCAGCAGCGAAGGUGCCAGGAAGGCGGCUCGUGGAGUGGGACAGAGCCUUCCUGCCAAGAUUCCUUCAUGUACGACACCCCUGAGGAGGUGGCAGAAGCGUUCCUGUCCUCCCUGACAGAGACCAUAGAAGGGGUCGAUGCUGAGGAUGGGCACAGUCCAGGGGAGUACCAGAAGAGGAAGAUCGUCCUGGACCCCUCGGGCUCCAUGAAUAUCUACCUGGUGCUGGAUGGAUCGGAAAGCAUCGGGGCCAGCAACUUCACGGGGGCCAAGCGCUGUCUCGCGAACUUGAUUGAGAAGGUGGCGAGCUAUGGGGUGAGGCCAAAAUAUGGUCUAGUGACCUACGCCACAGUCCCCAAAGUCUUGGUGAGAGUGUCUGAAGACAAGAGCAGCGACGCUGACUGGGUCACAGAGAGGCUCAACCAAAUCAGUUAUGAAGACCACAAGCUGAAGUCGGGGACCAACACCAAGAAGGCUCUCCAGGCUGUAUACAGCAUGAUGAGCUGGCCAGAUGAUGUCCCGCCGGAAGGCUGGAACCGAACCCGCCACGUCAUCAUCAUCAUGACCGAUGGCUUGUACAACAUGGGUGGAGACCCUGUCACCGUCAUCCAGGAGAUCCGAGACCUGCUGGACAUUGGCAGGGAUCGCAAGAAUCCCCGGGAAGAUUAUUUGGAUGUGUAUGUGUUUGGGGUCGGGCCUCUGGUGGACUCCGCGAACAUCAAUGCCUUGGCUUCCAAAAAGGACAACGAGCAGCACGUGUUCAAAGUCAAGGACAUGGAGAGCCUGGAGGACGUUUUCUUCCAGAUGAUUGAUGAAACCAAAUCUCUGGGUCUCUGUGGCAUGGUGUGGGAGCAUAAGAAAGGCUCGGAUUACCACAAGCAGCCGUGGCAGGCCAAGAUCUCAGUCACUCGCCCGCUGAAAGGCCACGAGAACUGCAUGGGGGCCGUGGUGUCCGAGUACUUCGUGCUGACGGCAGCGCACUGUUUCACAGUGGAGGAUCAGAAACACUCCAUCAAGGUCAACGUGGGAGGGAGGAGGCAGGACCUGGAGAUCGAAGAGGUCCUGUUUCACCCCAAGUACAACAUCAAUGAGAAGGCGGCACAAGGAAUCCGUGAGUUCUAUGACUACGAUGUGGCCCUCAUCAAGCUGAAGACCAAGCUGAAGUAUGACCAGACUCUCAGGCCCAUCUGCCUCCCCUGCACGGAGGGAACCACCCGAGCCUUACGGCUUCCUCAGACGGCCACUUGCAAGCAGCACAAGGAGGAGCUGCUCCCCGUGAAGGAUGUCAAAGCGCUGUUUGUGUCUGAAGAGGGGAAGAGACUGACUCGGAAGGAGGUCUACAUCAAGAACGGGGACAAGAGAGCCAGCUGUGAGAGAGAUGCUCUGAGGGCCCAAGGCUAUGACAAGGUCAAGGAUGUGUCCCAGGUGGUCACCCCCAGGUUCCUCUGCACUGGCGGGGUGGACCCCUAUGCUGACCCCAACACUUGCAAAGGAGACUCUGGGGGCCCUCUCAUUGUUCACAAGAGGAGCCGCUUCAUCCAAGUCGGUGUGAUCAGCUGGGGAGUAGUGGACGUCUGCAAAGGCCCGAGGCGGCAGCAGAUGGUCCCUGCCCACGCCCGGGACUUCCACGUCAACCUUUUCCAGGUGCUGCCCUGGCUGAAGGAGAAACUCAAAGAUGAGGACUUGGGUUUCCUAUGAGGGGCUUCCGGCUGGGAGGGGUGAGGGUCGAAUUAAAACAGCUGCGAUAAA
This is a messenger RNA of Mesocricetus auratus (golden hamster), 2473 nucleotides long. It is a transcript of the gene Cfb, whose product is annotated as complement factor B. The record is from RefSeq and is a predicted model, not a curated record. Gene Ontology annotation, biological process: complement activation; proteolysis. Gene Ontology annotation, cellular component: extracellular region. Gene Ontology annotation, molecular function: serine-type endopeptidase activity. Lineage: Eukaryota; Metazoa; Chordata; Mammalia; Rodentia; Cricetidae. The transcript has 18 exons. Bases 128 to 2422 code for a protein of 764 amino acids.